Camellia sinensis is the source of this 3269-nucleotide messenger RNA. Lineage: Eukaryota; Viridiplantae; Streptophyta; Magnoliopsida; Ericales; Theaceae. The record is from RefSeq and is a predicted model, not a curated record.
AUAGGUCUAGUCCAUUUGAGAAUUUGGCAAAAAUCUGAUUGCCAACUGCUGGCCACAACUGCUAAUUUUCUUCUUCAUUCCUUGAUCGUGGGCACUUUAUAACCCCUUACAACUGCCACUUCACCAAGUUCAUGAGAUCUUCCCACUUGUCACCUCACAGCCUUUCUAGCACAACUGCUCCUAACUGCUCUUGCUUUUCCACAUGUGCUCUUUUUCUCCACGUGCUGUUUUACCCUUGGGUUGCCACGUCUUCUUUAGAUUGCCAUGUUUUUCCUUUAAAUUACAUUCUUCAUGUUUCCUUCUCUGUCAAUGAAAUCUGCUAGAGAAAUUGGUGUUGCCUUUGUUGUGCUUAUAGAAACUAAAGAAACUUUCCAUACUCAGUCCAUCAAUUUCAUGUAUGUUUUCUCCUUUUUGAGCAUCAACAAAGAAUUUUAUUAAAAAAGCAACAGGAAGGAAAGAGGACAAUAAGUCCUCAUACAAAGAAAAGGAUAAAAGUCAAAACAAAUAGCACAAAACUCCUAGCACUAGGGAUGGCAAAUGGUAGCCCAUUCCCUAGAAAUCAAUUUCACAUCUGUUUUCUCCUCCUUUUACUGGACCUAUUACAGAGAUGAAAAAACUUAUGCCUAUGCAUGAGAUCCAAUUUUUUAAAACAGUUCGCCGCUUUUCUUUCUUAGUUUACCACCACUCUUACAUUCCUUAUUAUGGUUUAGUGCCCCAUUUCUUUUAGGAUGUGUUUGGAGGAAAAUUCAUUUUACCCCAUCCCAUGUUUGAGAGGGACUUGAUUGGGGUGGUAUUAUUGUAUGCUUGAAAUUAUUGUAUUAUUGUAUGCUGGAUUGAAUUAUCACCCAUUUGUGGGAUAUAGUGUCCAAUCUGCCCAGACUAUCCUGCCGUCAAAUUGUGGAAUCAAAUGUCUGAUAAAUCAAUUCCAUGGAUACUCAUCCAAUUCCCCUAUUUUAUCCGGCAACAACGUGUCCGUAAUGAUGAUGCUUUCGCUGGAUUGCUAAGCCAUUUGAUGUAGCAAAGAAUAAGUGCUCGAACUAACGUUUUACUUCUGUUUAAUUACCUAAGCAUAGUGACACUAUUUGCAGGAAGAAUGGUGGGGGCAAUGGUGUAUCUAGUGGAUCUUUUCGGAUGGCGUUAGAAGGCCAGGAUAAUUCAGACAUGUCUGAGUCUAUGAGGAGCAUACCGGAAAAGAAACAUACUGACAUUUGGCAACUCUUUAGGGAAGCACAACAAAACAUUUUAUACUUAAACAAACAACGCAUGAUGGCCAUGGAGGAGCUGGACAACAUGAAGAGAGAGAAAAAGGUUUUGCUUGAUAGGAUAAAACAGUUGGAGAUAAAAAAGCAGCUCAGCACUAGAAAAGAUAAACUAUCAAUCAGGUCGGAGUUGCUGCUUAGAUUAGACUCAAUGGUCCUCACAGGCAUGAUAGGCACUGGGGAGGCAUCUGAUUUGAGAAAAAUGAUCAUGGAUUCAAAAGUAACUGUAGCUGAUAAUUUCUCUGACAUCCUGCAUAAAAGAGAUGCCGAACUUCUGGCAGAACUCUGCCAGUUCUCAGACAAAAGCAAAAAGAAAGGUCUUCACAUUGUCCACAUUUGCACUGAAAUGGCACCAGUCAUCUCUGUUGGAUCUUUGGCAUCGUAUGUUACAGGGCUAUCCCGUGCGCUACAAAGAAAAGGUCAUUCGGUGGAGGUUAUUUUACCAAAGUAUGCAACCCUAAACCUGGAUGAAGUUCAAGGGUUAAGAGAAAUUGAGGCAGAGUUCUAUUCAUAUUUCAAUGGUCAAUUGCAUGUAAACAGAAUUUGGACCGGUGUAGUCUAUGGCAUUGGAAUCACUUUUAUACAACCUAUUUAUUAUUCAUCAUUCUUUAGCCUCGAGAGGGUAUAUGGCUACUCAAAUGACUUUGAACGAUUCACUUAUUUCUCCCGAGCUUCAUUGGAUUAUAUAGUCAAAUCAGGAAAGCAGCCUGAUGUGUUACAUAUACAUAACUGGCAAACUGCUAUUGUCGGGCCACUUUUCUGGGAUGUUUUUGUUAAACAGGGAUUAGGCAGUACUAGGAUAUUGCUGACAUGUCAGGACUUUGAUUCUCAGUGUCUUGAGCAACCUGAUAAGCUAGGACUGUGUGGACUUGAUCCUUCUAGACUACACCGUCAUGAUCGUUUGCAAGAUAACACUAAGACACAUCUUGUCAACAUCUUAAAGGGCGGAAUUGUUUACUCCAAUAAAGUUGUAAUAAUGUCAUCUAUGCAUUCAAAAGGUCUGAUUAUUCAUAGUUUGAGUUAUGGGCUGGAAUCCACCUUAGCAGUUCACAAGGACAAGUUGCUGGUUGCUCCUUGUGGAUUUGACAACUCCACCUGGAAUCCUUCCAUGGAUCACUUUCUUCCACAAAGCUACAGUGUGGAUGAUAUGAAGGGGAAAGCUGUUUGCAAAAUCGCACUACAGCAGCAUGUGGGGAUAUCUGAGAAUCCUUCUAUUAUUACUGUUGGCUGCAUCUUUUCAGAAGUGUCAGAUGUUGAUCUGGAGAACCUCAAGGCACUUGUUUGUAUUGCUUCCAGAAAAGGUGUUCAGUUUAUCUUUAUGGGGAUGAGAAAAAUUGAAGGCAUAAACAGGGCACUGGAAUCUUUUGAGGAAGAACUCAAGGAUGAUAACGUGAGAUUUUUAAAUGAAUAUGAUGAAGCCUUGUCCCAUUUAAUCUUUGCAGGAUCUGAUAUUAUAUUAUGCCAAUCUUUUGAUGAUCCAGUGCUCCAAGUGCCACUGAAGGCUCUAAGAUAUGGAGCUGCUCCAGUUGCAGCAACUCUUAUUGAUAACCAAUUCAGUAGGCAGAUCACAGAUUAUGACUUUGAGAGCACGGAAUUCUCACAGUACAUCAACAAUACAUUUGGAAAUGUAUCCUUAAGCCGAGCAAUUGAUGAAAUUAAGAACAACCCAUCCCAGUGGAAUAGGAAGAUAAUGGAGGCAAUGACAAAGGACUUCUCAUGGGAUGCAGAGUGCUGUGACAAACAUGUUUCUGCUUACACAUCCAUAUUGAAUUUGUGAAACAGAGGCUUGCAUGGGUUUACCAGGGCCGACGAGAGGCAAGCUCAACAACAAGGCUAGGCUGGCUUGGGCCCCCAAAUUUUAACAAAAUUUAGGGCCUUUCAAACUCAUAUUGAAAAUGAUAUUGUCGAUAAGUUAGAUUAUGCAAGGUUUAAUUAGUAAUUUUGCAUUUAAAAAUAUGAAAAAAAAUAAUAUUUGAUUGAUACUUUACUACAGUUAGGCAUAGUUUGCAA